Molecule: messenger RNA, 982 nt
Organism: Rubroshorea leprosula
Lineage: Eukaryota; Viridiplantae; Streptophyta; Magnoliopsida; Malvales; Dipterocarpaceae
Source: the annotation of a GenBank genome assembly
CUUGCUUGUUCCAUGAGUUUUGUCCCUUUUGUCUGCAACUCAAAGAACAAACGAGCUGCAGACUCCAAAACACACAACCCAAAUUGCAUUGUCUCCGCUCAAAAACUUUGCAUUAAACCAAGUUUAGGAAAUUUCAGUUAUGUCGGCGGCAGCUCAAACUCAAACACAACAGCCAGUUUUCAUUGACCCAAACACCGUGAUAGGGCAGGCUCCUCCUUCGCAUCAUGACUCAAACGGCUCGUUUGGGACGGUGUUUAUUGUGUUGGCUGUGAUAAUUGUCAUAUCCGCCAUAGCAUGCUGUCUUGGGCGACUCUGCAACGGGCGUUUGAGCAAACCAAAGCCUCCCAAACAGAACAACAACCACGGACAAGGACAGAAGUCACAGAACCACCACGGACACGGACAGAAGUCACAGAACCACCACGGACAAGGACAGAAGUCACAGAACCAGCGUGGCGUUCGUCCCAAAGAAGGAGAUAUUGAAUUUGGCUUCGACAACAAGAGAAUGCCACCGAUUGCCAAACCUGCAGGUAAUGGAGAUCUCAGAGGACACAGAAUGCCUGAACGUGGAGAAUUCAGGGGUGAAACCAAGCCUGCUGACGCUGGAGGAGAGCUCAGAGGCGGUGCAUGAUGGUUGAUGAUGAGGGCAGAAAAUCAGGAGGUUUAUUGCUAGUCGUGAUUUACUUUUUGCUUUCCUCUUUUUCUCCUAGAGACUUUCAUUUUUCUGAGUUUCAAUGUGUAAUUAUAAAUAGUAUUCUGAUGUUGUAAUGCUAUGUAAUAUGGUGAAGGUGUGUUGGGAAUUAGUGAAUUGCAACAUGACCCAAGGAAGAAAUGAGAAGGAUUAUCAUAGAAGAAUCAGGUCAUUUUAUUGUUUGAUAUAGACAACUUUUGAGCAGAGAAGAAAUUAGGAGCUAUAUAACAUGAGAUAUGUUCCUUUCCCAUCUGCUCAUCAUCAUACUUUAAAUAUAUUGAAACUCAAGUC